AUGACAGAAAUUUUUACAGUUCAGAGUUCUUCCUUCUUUGAAAAGUUGAAUGUAAAAGAAAUGGCUGUAGCAACAGUCGAGAAACCAAAUUUACGUAAUGGUGUAAGCUCUUGGCAAGUUAUACUGCGAGCAACCGGAGAGCAAACCAGCCAAUUACAGAAAAGUUUCGGACAAAGUCCUAUUACUCUGCCCUGCUCGGACCAAUAUUCUUUAACAGAUGAGGUUUCUCGGCACGACUUUGGUAGCUUUUAUGGUCUCCCGGUAGAAUGCAUGGCAAGAGGUGAACAGACUGACCACUUAAUUUAUUCAUCAUCAUUCAUUCAGACAGAGGACUUUGAGCUAUUUUCAAAGUCCCAACAAACUGACGAUCCCAUCAUGCUUAACGCCCAGUUACAGACACUGUAUGAGUCCUCUCAACUCAGCAAACCCUCGCAAACAGAGCAUAUAAAGACUAUAAAGGAGGGUUUCAAUUUCUUUGACAUUUGUACGGCUGUCGUGUCUGUUCAAAAUAUUCCGAAGCAAGAGAAUAAGUCCAUUAUGAAAGAACCUCUAUCUGCAGAAAUUUCGUAUGAUGAAGCUAGGCAGUUUCAGACGGAUGACACGCAAAUGCAAACCGUCUGUAAUAAAGAAGUGUCAACGCAAGUAGAACUCAAAUUGUGUUUUGUUGGAGUGCAGGCGAACUUAGAGCUAAACGCAAUGCCAAAAGACAUUAAAUCACUGGCUCCAGUAACUUUGACUCUUAAGGAUGUGUCUUCAUGCGCUGCUAGUACAUUGACAGUGCAAGAUGGUUCGAGUGCAUAUGCUAUACUUAAAAAUUCAGUUCAAGUUAGCUUCUCUGAAGACACUGACAUUUGCCUUGUGGUGGACGAAGGCACUAUGUCGACUCCUGAAAUAAGACAUCGACGUUGUCAGACUGAGUGGAGAUCAAUUGUUUCGGGAUUAGAAAAGGCAAGUCAAUGGGAAUCACCUACUGAAGAAAGUGCCAAAAAGAUAGAAAAACUCCAUGCCGUCAGGCCUAUUAUUCUGAAAUCGUGCAUGCCCAUAGAAACGCCAAGUCAGGUUGAAUUGACCACCAUUUUCGCCGAUGCAUGGACGACGAUGAGGACAGAAGCCAGGGUGGAAGAGCCGGUUGACUCACUAUCAAACGAGUCUCGAGCUAAGGUGUCUAUGAAUUUAGCAGAUACUGAGACUGACAGACACUCUCUUCAGUACUCGAGCCAUGAAGAAGAUAGUAUCGAAACAGGGUCUUCUUCUGAGAUAGGCAUCCAAGCAUCAAAGCGAUCCAAGAAUAAAGGAACUAAUGUUAAGCCAAGUAUUCGGGAGCAAGCUUCCGAUCCUCAUAACUGGGAAUUUCGAGGUGUUGCCACACAAACAUUAAGUACAGGGGCAAUAUAUAGUCUUGGCAGUGAAUAUGACAAACUCGGAGAAAUAGUCAGUGACAUAAACCAGAACCAAGGCUCCCAAAAGUCAGGCGAUAAGGAGAUACAUCUACAGGAGUUGCGUAAGAAAUAUAUUGUUACAACCUGGCACGGACAAAUCAUGGACACUGUUUCCCAGGAAACGCAAGUCGAAGCAUUCCUUGGUCUUAAGUCAGUACGUUGUCAGGCAAAGGCUGAUAUGGUGAUGAUUGCAGUAAGCACCGAACCACCGGCCAUUUUCAGUCAAGAGCAGCAGACCAAGAACCUUCGACAUGAUGCAGAAAUCGAAUGCAAACCGAUUGAUUCAACCACUGAUGGCUUCACGGCUUAUUUAAGCGAAAUUGUGGAACAGGGAGUUCAGGUACCUGAAAGCGAGGCGAUCGUUGAGCAGCAGGAAUCGGACACAGAUACUAAACCUGAGUAUGAAUGGUUUCCAGACACCGGGACGAAUACAUGGGGUAUUCAGCUAAAAGUUGCCAAUGAGACUUUCACGCAAACGUAUCUGCCUUCUAUUGGCCGUUCAAUAACAUUCAGCGAGCCAACGCUGAUUCGCAAUGAGCGGGUGGCCAACGCAUCAGCCUGGCUUGUCCGUCCAUAUAAGCAUCGAGCGAUCCAGUUUGUCCACGAGCCCGAACAGAAUGACGUGGCUUGUGGCGAGGAGUUUUCGCCAGGCAUUGUAUUCAUCGAGAAAACUAUUAUCGACAUGAAGGAACGACUUUUAGAGCACUUUAGAUUUUCUGAUUACCUGACAUGCCAUCAAAAGGGUGUGAUACGUGAGACGGCAUCCCAGGUUGACCAUAAUUUGCUAAAAGUUUCAGACAAGAAUUUAUAUACUAAUUUGCUAAUGCCUAUACCUGAGUACCUCGCUGAAUUAACACCCGAGGAGGUUUCAGAGUUACAUCAGCAACUUCCUUCCAAGUUUACAUUCGAGGUCUAUCUUCGAGAUCGGGACGAGGGAUAUUUAGUGGAACAGAGCUCUCAGGCUCGAACUUCAGUGUUAUCACAGAGCAUUGAAGUCAUCCCAGAAGUCAAUUAUCGCUGUUUUUCAGACUUGCGAUCCUAUGAAUUAGCAAAGAGCAAGGAGCGUGUGCACGAGGCUUCGGCACAGACAUACACGGAUGAGACCAAAGAGUUAACAGAUUUCAAUGUCCAAAUCGGGCAGCCGGACGAGGAGCCAAGCAUUUACGAAGUCUACAUUAAUCGCCAAAAUGAUGGGUUUCUUCGUGAAUUAGGCUGUAUGGCUGAAACUGAAUUGCCAACUUUGGCAGAUGUUGGUAUCGAAGUUGAUCUUCCUUUGAUAGAAGACGAAGAAUCCAGUGAGCUUUCACUGCCCUUGUCUUUUCCCGCCUCAAGUCAAAGUGACAAAUAUGAGAGUUACCUAUUGAGAUAUCAAGCAGGUCAAAUCCAAGAGGUAGAGCUAGAUACAGAGGACAUUAAAUCUCUUUUCUCAGUGCCAGUAGCUACCAAACAGGUAAAUAUUGAGGCCAGCUGUCAAACGGAGCUUAAGGGAUAUUCGGAAACAAGUUUUGGCAUGCGCGCCACGGCUCUAAGAAGCUACGAUCUCGAUGGUUAUUUCUAUGGCCUCAAUAUGUCCGAGGUAGUCGAGCGUUGCACUCAGACUGUAGAGGAGGAAAGAGUAAUUCUAUUCUCCGAGCCCAUCUCAGAUGACGCCGAUGGACAGAAAAGACAUGUCUUAAUGGCGGAUCCUCCAGUAACAACAUAUUUCUCCUCGAGGCAGGAAAUAAUAUGUGAGAUAGGCACCCAAACGGCAGAUAAAGAUCUCGAAGAGUUCGAUGAUUGGUACAUGGAAGAUAACAAGAUGUCGUCAAGCACUGAAACAGAAGGCCUUGUGGCUACCUGGUCAUCCGACAGCCAUGACGUGGAGGCACAAACAGAAGUACUAGUCGCAGAUAGUCUGCUCGAUCCAGAAGUGCAAUCAACCAUGUGGAUUUCGCAUGAGCUCAAAGAGGCAUUUGCAGUUGGAAUGGAGGUAUUAAACUGUGAUCCUAGGCAUAAAUGGUCUGGGUCGAUUAGGCGAUAUGGCAGGGAGCUUAACAGCAUUGAAUGCCAAACGGAGAUUGACUCGGGCCUAGAGUUUGUGCGCACAAUAUCUUCUAGAUCCACUACACCUGGAUUCCUUACAUGCAAGGAGAUGGAAAUGCAGACAGAGCCCAUCGACCCAGAAUAUUUGCAAUUAGAGUUGUCGAGAUAUGAAAAGGAUUCGCUGGAGGAGUACAUAGAAUUCCAAUCUGAGCUUCAACCUGCUGCCUCUACUUUUCUUCCUGAAAUGCUGGCAACACAGGGAGCCCCUCAAUACUUGCAAUACCAGGAUUUGCAGGCAGCUGAAGCAAAUAGAGAGUAUGAAUCAACCAUUCAAAAUAUUUUUUUAUUGUAA
Molecule: messenger RNA, 3813 nt
Organism: Protopolystoma xenopodis
Lineage: Eukaryota; Metazoa; Platyhelminthes; Monogenea; Polystomatidea; Polystomatidae
Source: the annotation of a GenBank genome assembly